Molecule: messenger RNA, 1536 nt
Organism: Nicotiana attenuata
Lineage: Eukaryota; Viridiplantae; Streptophyta; Magnoliopsida; Solanales; Solanaceae
Product: protein SKIP34
Exons: 1
Coding region: 85-384 (99 amino acids)
Source: RefSeq, a predicted model, not a curated record
UUCCAUUUAAUCACCUCCCCUUCUACCAAAAAAGCUUCCAAAUCAUUAGCAUUAACACAACUACUCCAAAUUUCCCUCGAGAAAAUGUGCUACGGCAGUCAACAAUUCCCGUCAAAAGGCGCCUUAACCAACCCGACCCGGACCCGAACUACACCGCCGGCGAACGAGAAUACCGUAGUAGUCAAUAACCUCCGAGACCGGUUAGCCGAGACGGAGGCGCGACUUGAGCGAGCCAGGGCUCGAGAAGCUGAGCUGAGCCGCCAAUUAGAGGAGAUGAAGCGGUUCGUUUGCGUUAUGGAGAUCCUCGAAUGUUACCUCAAGCGCCGUUACAGCGAACAGCAAGUUAAAACCCUUGCUGUUGUUAGCAGGAGUAAAAUUGUAUAGGAAAAAAGGUAAUUUGAAAGUAAAGAAGGGUAAAUUUGUCUUUUAUUUCUUGUGAUUAAUGAUUUAGGGUUUCAUGUUUGGGAUUUUUUCAUGUAAUCAUGUGUUUUGUAAUUUAUGUCGCUCGGACUUUUGAAAAUACCACCGGGUGUAUCGGAUCCUCCAAAAGCAGUGUAGUUUUGGAGGAUCCGACAUGUAGUUUUGGAGGAUCCGACAUGGGUGCGAUAGCAUAUGGGUGCGAUAGCAUUUUGGGAAGUCCGUGCAACAUAGUUUGUAAUCUUAUAUUCGUCAGUGUUAGAUAGAAUAGUAAAUCAAUUGAACUUGAAAUAAACUUCGGUUGUACUGUUGUAUGUCUUUAGCUUGGUGUUAAUAUGGAUGUUAAAUAGUUGAGCUAAAUAGUAUAGUAAAUUGUUGAAAGUGAAGUUCCAUGAGUAGCUGAAGAGAAGUUGUCUGUGCAAGGCUUUUAGUUAAAAGUUGAUUUUUAUAUGAGGUGAUUUCUUCCUUAUCUGUCUUGCCUAAGCCAUGUUUGGUAGAGUUGUCCGAGCUUUUUACCUUGGAAAAUCAUACAAUUACCUCCUGGGGUGUUAGCCGCACCCACGAAUGAUAUAAAUACUAUUGUUGCUUAGGCUUUGGCUUUCCUCACAUCAGUGGCAUAUUUCUACGUGUGUCUUACAAAAAUUGCCUUGUUGGCCACCGCUUGCUGACGACGGAACGCAUCGCCAAUUAAAGGGUCCUCGCCUUGGACUUAGUUGGAAAGGUAGGUGUUCGGCUUGUCCCUUGCUUGCGAACUUCUUUAGUAGGGCGGAGGUGUCACUCCUCACGUUUACUGGUACUUGUGCUGAUGGAAGGUAACAUAUAUAUGUGCGGUGGAAUAGUCAAGGUGCACGGAAGUAAGUUUGGUCACUGCCAUCAUAAAAAAAAGAGGUUGUGUUUCCGCAAGAAAACUAUCUUGACCACAGUGGUUUAGGAUUCAACAAGAAAUUGCUAAAAUGCAAAAGUUGGUAUUUAGAUUGUCACUUAUAAUUUCUUUGUUAGAAGAUUAUAGGUUUUGAGUAUUUUCCCAACAAGGUUUAGUGAAUCAAACAGUGGAAAUGGAUGUUUUAUGUCCAUUGGUCAUUGAAUCAAAUAAUGUAUAUGCAGGCUUGGGCAGUGAUA